Messenger RNA from Parathielavia appendiculata, 294 nucleotides. Its product is annotated as DnaJ-domain-containing protein. The annotation marks the transcript as partial. The record is from RefSeq and is a predicted model, not a curated record. NCBI's taxonomy places the organism in Eukaryota, Fungi, Ascomycota, Sordariomycetes, Sordariales, Chaetomiaceae. Gene Ontology annotation, biological process: cellular response to misfolded protein. Gene Ontology annotation, cellular component: endoplasmic reticulum membrane. Gene Ontology annotation, molecular function: Hsp70 protein binding. The transcript has a single exon.
CGUAACGUGACGCCCGAGCAGAAGGCGGCCGUGCUGCGCAUCCUCCGGUGCCAGCCAACAGCCUUCUACGAGAUUCUGGAGCUGCCAAAGACGUGCACCGACGCCGAGGUGAAGAAGACGUACCGCAAGCUCUCGCUGCUGACGCAUCCGGACAAGAAUGGUCAAGAGCAGGCCGACGAGGCCUUCAAGAUGGUCGGGCGUGCAUUUGCCGUCCUGGGAGACAAGGAGAAGAGGGAGAAAUAUGAUCGGAUCGGGAUGGAUCCUGAUGACAGGAUGGCCAACAUGAAAGCCCAG